Guillardia theta CCMP2712 is the source of this 453-nucleotide messenger RNA. RefSeq lists its product as hypothetical. The annotation marks the transcript as partial. The record is from RefSeq and is a predicted model, not a curated record. NCBI's taxonomy places the organism in Eukaryota, Cryptophyceae, Pyrenomonadales, Geminigeraceae. The transcript is spliced from 2 exons.
GAGGACGAGGAGGACGAGGAGGACGAGGACGAGGACGAGGACGAGGACGAGGAGGACGAGGACGAGGACGAGGACGAGGAGGACGAGGACGAGGACGAGGACGAGGAGGACGAGGACGAGGACGAGGAGGACGAGGACGAGGACGAGGAGGAGGAGGACGAGGUCGAGGACGAGGAGGACGAGGUCGAGGUCGAGGACGAGGUCGAGGUCGAGGACGAGGACGAGGACGAGGACGAGGACGGGGACGGGGACGGGGACGAGGACGAGGACGAGGACGAGGACGAGGACAAGGACGAGGAGGAAGUCGGGAGAGGGGCAGGCAAGGGGGUGGAGUCAGAGGAAGAGAGUGCUUGUGGUGGAAGCAGGAAGCAGGACGCAGGACGCAGGACGCAGGACACAGGACGCAGGAUGAUUGAAAACAAAACUCAGAUCUGCUACAAAGCAAACGAGUAA